AUGGUGACCCACAUCUCCGUGCGAUUUUACCGCAUCUCCGUGCGAUGGUACCGUAUCUCCGUGCGAUGUGCCUCGGGAGCGGUAGACACCGCCGGCGGCGCCAUAACGGCAGAGAGCGCGCCGAGUGUUGCUCAGCGCGGCGCAAGGGACGAGCAGGGUCGCCGCCGCGAACUCGUUUCGAAAUCGAGCUGCGAUAAAGCGAGGAAUAGGGAUUGCUCGAUUUCGGUGUUUCUUUUCAUUAAACGGAACAUGAACCAAAGGGAGCAGAAUGUAUGCGAGAAUGCCCGUGCGAACACGAUUCGGGAAUGCGACUCUUGGGGCUACUG
Messenger RNA from Closterium sp. Yama58-4, 326 nucleotides. The record is from the annotation of a GenBank genome assembly. Lineage: Eukaryota; Viridiplantae; Streptophyta; Zygnematophyceae; Desmidiales; Closteriaceae.